Molecule: messenger RNA, 2132 nt
Organism: Gasterosteus aculeatus aculeatus (three-spined stickleback)
Lineage: Eukaryota; Metazoa; Chordata; Actinopteri; Perciformes; Gasterosteidae
Gene: yju2b
Product: YJU2 splicing factor homolog B
Biological process (GO): mRNA splicing, via spliceosome
Cellular component (GO): U2-type spliceosomal complex; post-mRNA release spliceosomal complex
Source: RefSeq, a predicted model, not a curated record
GACGUCACUUCCGCAACAGCCUGCGUUUCCGUUACCCAUCGGCCACCUGGUGUUCGGUCGAUGGUGGAUUUCCGCGGCUACCAGAGCGUUUGUUGAAUCCAUCACCGGUGUGUUGAUCCAGGUCUCACUAUGGGUGAACGAAAAGGAACAAACAAAUACUAUCCUCCAGAUUUUGAUCCAGCCAAGCAUGGAUCCCUCAACGGCUACCACAAGACGCACGCUCUGCGUGAGCGGGCCAGGAAGCUGUCCCAGGGCAUCCUCAUCAUCAGGUUUGAGAUGCCCUACAACAUCUGGUGUGAUGGCUGCAAAAACCACGUGGGCAUGGGGGUCCGCUACAAUGCCGAGAAGAAGAAAGUGGGGAACUACUACACCACGCCAAUCUACAGGUUCAGGAUGAAGUGCCAUCUGUGUGUCAACUACAUCGAGAUGCAGACGGACCCGGCGACCUGCGACUACGUGAUCGUCAGCGGGGCGAACCGGAAGGAGGAGCGCUGGGACAUGGCCGACAACGAGCAGAUCCUCACCACAGAGCGAGAAGAGAAGGAGAAACUGGAGACGGACGCCAUGUUCAAACUGGACCACGGCGGGAAAGACAAGGAGAAGUUGAAGAAGGCUCUGCCUUCUCUGGCCGAGAUCCAAGACUACCAGUCCUGCAAGAAGGACGACUUCCAGCUCAACAGCUCCCUCCGCAGGAGGUUCAGGACAGAGAAGAAGGUUCAGGCGGAGCAGGAGGAGAAGGACAACACCGUGAGGAUGAGGACCAACCUGUCCAUCCCGCUGCUGCCGGAGAAGGAGGAGGACAAGCGACUGGCCACACUGCUCACCUACCAGGCCCCUGACUCCUACGAGGACAAGCAGCACAGCAAGCGCAGAGAGAUCUCCUCCCGCUCCUGGUUCACCUCCUCCUCGGCCUCGCCGGCGGGCGCCACGGGCACCCUGCUCCACAAGCUCAGCCUGCAGGGGAAAGAAGCCGCGGUGGCCAAAGCUCUGGGCCCCUCGCCCCGCCCACUGAUCCUCAGGCGCCCGGGGGGGCCGUCGAUCCAAACGGAACCCUCCUCGUCCUCAUCCUCCUCGUCUUCGUCUUCCUCCCCGACCACCGGCCGACGGAGGUCGCUCCCCGAGGUCGGCGGGUGCAACGGAGCGGUUUCUCGGAGAGCGGAGGCGGCGGGUUUAGAGGCGUCCCAAGCGGAGGCGGGGCUGCUGGAGACAGACGGUGGCGUUAGGACCACAGAGGAAGCAGACGGACAACCGGCACAGGCAAAGGAUUAUGGGAAGGGGCGGGGCAAGAGUUUAGGGGGCCUCCCAUCGCUGGUGGCAGACUACAGCGAUUCGGACUCAGACCCGGGACUUUGAGGACGGGACGGGACGUCUCUCUCCUCUGCGAAUAACGUUAUAAUCAGGACACCACGUCAGCGUGUCCUGUAGUGGGAGUGGGACACGCGGGGGGGGGGGGGGACAUGAACAGAACGUGCUGCUUUGCGUCCUGAGGAGGCCUCGUCGUGAACGUCUUCAUGUCUUCAGAAAGAUGUUUCUCUGCAGCGUUCACGCACAGCUUCCAGUAUUUGGUUGUUUGGAUUCUUUAAUCAGCGAAUGUGUUAAAUAAUAAAUCCUGUGGAGCCGUUGUGGAGUUUCUUCCUCACAGUGUUUAACUUUCAGAAAUCAAACACUGAGAAAUCAUCACGAUGCAUCCAGUGAACCAGAAACAACCUAGAAAAGCAUUUUGACUUAUCGGGUAUCUUCUCCUUUUCUGGGAUCAUUUUAAUGCCUAAUGAAAUAGUUUCCCCCAGUUUUGGGAACUUAAACGUGUAGAAUAAGUUUAACAACCGAAGGGGCUUUUGAACAAAUCCGGCUCCUUUUGUGUGCAGUUUUCUACAAAAUAUUUGGUAAAUUAUUUAAUCUAAUUAUUGAAAGUGGCUUGUUUGCUCUGAUUGGCUGAUCACUCGUUCAGGUUCUUUCUCCUCGCCAUCGUUGCGCGCUUGUAACGCCGAUCGUUCCUUCGCUGUCGCACGUUAUUGAGCCGCAGGCAGGGAGUUUAUUUCCGUAACGCGAACGACCGGAGAUCUUUCCACUCUUUGUUUGCUGUUUAUUUCAAUCAGCAAAAGCGUUAAAUAAAUACACAACAAACCGCUGGA